AUGGAGCACCCUGAGGGACAGCCUCCGGACCUGUUGGAAAAUGAUUCCACACCAACAGUUUCAACAUCAGAAGUAACCGGCUCGCAAGAUCCCCAAAUUUCUGUCGACAACGGGGCUGAAACCGUCGGCGUCCAGGGCGCCGAAAAUGCCAGCUACCAAGUCACCCAAACUGCUGCCGACCAUGUCACCCAAGCGGACGCCGACGGCAGCACCCAGGCUGGUGCCACAGCUCCUCCGGAAAACUUACCAGAAGGGAAAGAGAUGAGUAAAAGCCAGGAUGAACCUCUUCACGAACUUGAGAACCAGUUUAUAUUGCGUCUGCCUCCGGAACAUGCAUCUACUGUCAGGAAGAUACUACAUUCUAGAAGUGUUGCCAUGAAGGAUAAACUCAAAAUUGACUUAUCUUCUGAUGGACGUCAUGCAGUUGUUGAGGUAGAAGAUGUCUCGCUAGCUGCAAAGGUGGUUGAUUUGCCAUGCGUUAUUGGAAGCCUGAAAACUCUUGAUAAAAAAACUUUUUAUAAAACAGCAGAUAUUUCUCAGAUGCUUGUGUGCACUGCUGAUGGUGAUCUCCACUCUCCUCUGCAAGAACCAGUUACCUCUACUGAUCUUAAAGUAAUCAGGAAAAAUGAAAGAGAGAGACAGAAAAAAUAUGUCUGGAAGCAUGGCAUUACUCCACCACUUAAGAAUGUCAGAAAGAAAAGGUUCCGCAAAACAACAAAAAAGCUCCCUGAUUUCAAACCAACUGAAGAAAUCAGCUUUCCGGAGUACAUCGAGUCUCCCGAUGUGGAAAAGGAAGUGAAAAGACUCCUGUGUUCAGAUGCUGAAGCUGUCAGUGCUCGAUGGGAAGUAAUUGGUGAAGAUGAAACCAAGGAAAUAGAGAGUCAAGGCUCUAUCCCAGGCUUUGCAAUAUCCUCAGGAAUGAGUGACUAUAAGCAGGAUCGUAUCUCAUCAGACUUUGGUAUGCUUCAGGAGAUGUUCAGUGAUUCUAGCAGUAACAGUGAUGAGGACGAGGAGGACGAGGAGGACGAGGAGGACGAGGAGGAUGACUAUGAUGAUGAGUACGAAGUUGAGGAAGAGGAGGACGAUUAUUAUGAAGAGGAUCUGGAGAGGGCGCUACAGGCCAAGUUCUUUGCAUCUGGCCAGUAUGAGGCAAAGGAAGGAGCCAGUUCAAUAGUCAUGGAUAUUCAGAAGCAGAUUUAUUACAUGGAGAAAAAGCUCCAAGAGAUUCGAUGCAAAGCACAAAGACAGAGGCAUCUCUUAAUGAAAGUGGAAAACCUGAUGCUCAAGAGUCAUUUACAGUCUGUCCUGGAGCAGCUUAAGUUACAGGAAAUAGAAAAAAAUGAGCAGCUCAUUUCCCUACAGGAACAAUUGAAAUAUUUUUUGAAGUGA
Odobenus rosmarus divergens (Pacific walrus) is the source of this 1389-nucleotide messenger RNA. It is a transcript of the gene TAF7L, whose product is annotated as TAF7-like RNA polymerase II, TATA box binding protein (TBP)-associated factor, 50kDa. Lineage: Eukaryota; Metazoa; Chordata; Mammalia; Carnivora; Odobenidae. Gene Ontology annotation, cellular component: transcription factor TFIID complex. Gene Ontology annotation, molecular function: RNA polymerase II general transcription initiation factor activity. The record is from RefSeq and is a predicted model, not a curated record. The transcript has 13 exons. Gene Ontology annotation, biological process: transcription initiation at RNA polymerase II promoter; RNA polymerase II preinitiation complex assembly. Bases 1 to 1389 code for a protein of 462 amino acids.